Aureobasidium vineae is the source of this 981-nucleotide messenger RNA. The record is from the annotation of a GenBank genome assembly. NCBI's taxonomy places the organism in Eukaryota, Fungi, Ascomycota, Dothideomycetes, Dothideales, Saccotheciaceae.
AUGGCGCCUUCACAACAUAGCAGCAGUCGUAUACCAGCGAGCGUAAACGAAUACACCAUCCUACCUCUCUCCAUCCCACCGACCGCCGCUUUCCCCGUAGCAACAAAACACUACCUCUACCUACGACCCAACGCGCCCAAGAUAGCCACCGACAACACGCCCCGCGAACUCUUCAUCGUCAACCUCCCCAUCGACGCCACAGAACCUCAUUUGCGCAAUUUAUUCGCCGUACAUGGAGGCGGUGCGCGUGUAGAAAGAGUAGAAUUUGAAGGAGCAAGGACAGGCAGAAAAAUCACAGCGCCGGUGACGAGUAAAAGUGGGAAAAAGAGGAAGAGAGGUGCUGACGGAGAGGCCAAGAAGGUGGAGUUGCCAGAGACGUGGGAUAGAAGUGUGGGGAGGAGUGGAAAUACUUGUGUGGUUGUAUUUGUGGAUGCUGCUGCUGCGGAGAUGGGACUGAAGGAGGUGAAGAAGGCGGUAAAGGCUGGUAAAGAGAUUGUUUGGGGCAAUGAUGGGAUGGUGGACAAGGUGCCUGCUUUGGGUGCUGCGAGUGAGUUUUACUCUUCUGCUUCUCGAGAAACGUCGGAGCUAACACGUGCAAAAUCAAGGNNAUACCUAAGCCACCACGCCCUCCGCUUNCCCUCCACCGCCGUCCUCCAAACCUCCGUCGACGCAUACAUGACAGCCUUUGCCGAGCAAGAAGCCUCUCGCGCACGCGCACUCGCCCGCCAACGCGCCGAGCCCGACGAAGACGGCUUUGUCACCGUCACACGCGGCGGCCGCAUGGGACCCGCCCGUCAAGAAGAAGCGCAAGAAAAAGCAGAGAAGCAAAAGGAAAAGCAAAAGGGCAAAGAGGACUUUUAUCGUUUCCAGAUGCGCGAGAAGCGCAAGGAGAAGGCUAAUGAGUUGCUCAAGGGCUUCGAGGAGGAUAGGAAGAAGGUUGAGGCUAUGAAGAUGAAGAGGAAUAAGUUUAGACCGAACUAG